This is a messenger RNA of Scylla paramamosain (green mud crab), 3233 nucleotides long. RefSeq names its product opioid-binding protein/cell adhesion molecule homolog. Gene Ontology annotation, biological process: synapse organization. The transcript is spliced from 11 exons. NCBI's taxonomy places the organism in Eukaryota, Metazoa, Arthropoda, Malacostraca, Decapoda, Portunidae. The coding region runs from base 1540 to 2571 and encodes 343 amino acids. Gene Ontology annotation, cellular component: neuron projection membrane. The record is from RefSeq and is a predicted model, not a curated record.
GAAAAUGAAUGAAAAGUGAGGGAAAAAAGUUCGGAUUCUUUUAUUUUUAUGAUUUUUUUGUGAUGAAUGAUGUUUUUUACUCUCGCAGUGUGAAAGUAGGAUGGAUAACGUUUGACUUUUGUGGUGAAGUGAAUACAAUUGAACUAGCAAGAACGUGACUGCUGCUGGGUAAUGAAUGACUUUGGACGUGAAUAUUGUGAAGCAGUGAAUGACUUGAACGUGGAUAUUGUGAAUUACUUAAUAACUUUGACCCCUUGGAAAAGUGAAGUGAAUAUUUUUUUUUACUGGAAUAUUUGUGAGGUAAUAAAUAACUUUGAAAUCUAAGAAGAAUAAGUGUUGUGUACGGAAAUUAAUGACUUGAUUUUGUAGGGGAUUAUUCAGAGUAAUGAGUAACUUUGACCUGGGAAAAUUAAUAUCGUGAUGGAUAACUUCUAAGAGCGUGAAUGCUGAAGAAUAAUGAAUAACUAAAUAGCUCUUACCACAAAGGCUUGAGUGGAAAACUGGCAUAUCUCCAUUCACGUUAAUGUGUGCGUUUUUUUUUUUUCCUCAAUGAAUAAAGCGCCGUGUGCACCAGAGCAGACAGUGUGCGUACAUGUGUGUGUAUGUGUACGUAUGUAUUCGUGAACGUGUUGCCGAUUGCGUUUUCUUUCAUAGAACUAUGGUGACAUCAAAAUAACACUUGAAAAUAACCCAAUUCAGCACAAUACAUACAGAAAAUAAAUGGUGCUGUAUCCAAACAUGUCAGGGAGCAAUAGACUCUUGUGACUUGAAAAAUAACACUUGUAAACCACCUACUAAUAAACAGACAUUUCAUAACACUACAGACUCUUGUGACUUGAAAAAUAACACUUGUAAACCACCUACUAAUAAACAGACAUUUCAUAACACUACAGACUCUUGUGACUUGAAAAAUAACACUUGCAAACCACCUACUAAUAAACAGACAUUUCAUAACACUAUAGACUCUUGUGACUUUAAAUUACAUACAAAAAAAAAAAACGUUGCUUUAUCUAUACAUUUCAGAAAACUAUAGAUUCUUGUAACUUCAAAAUACAUAAAAAAAAAUACUCAUUUAUUCUAAAACCAAACUAACCGAACCAACGCAGCAUACAAGAGGAACAGCACAGCAUUUAAUCCACCGUGAGUGUGCCUCAGCUCAGGGCGAGGACGCUGGAGUUGUAGGCGUCUCAAGGGGGAGAGCACGACGAGCUGUUAAGACAAGUUAUGUCGCCGCCUGAGUGAGAGACAACCAAGAAGAAAAGAAAAAAAAAAAACAGGAUAAGAAAAGUAGAAUAAAAAUCAUCACACAUCAAUACAGGACCAAAAAUAAGGAAGCAGGGAAAAGAAAACGAGAAAUGCACUAGGAAAGAAAACCAGAUGCAGGGAAAAAAAAGGAAGAAAAGAUGAAUGAAAAGAUGCGGUGAACAAAGACACAGGUGAACAAGAAGUUAAUUAAGAGAGGAGAGCAGGUGAAAAAUACAUCUCACUGAAACUGAGAAGAAAAAAAAAAGUGAAGAAGAUUUUGUAUUUGCUAAUAAAAUGCAUUACUUCUUUUUACCAACCUCCUCCUCCUCCUCCUCCUCCUCCUCCUUCCUCUACAUCGUCCUGCUUCUCCUCUUGCUCCUCUUCCCUCGCUGCCGUGUUCAAGGAGACCCAUCGCCAGGCUUCCCCCGCUUCCGGCCACACCACCCAGGGUCCAUGGAGCACGGGGCCGCCCUUCGCCCCGCCCCGCUGCUCUUCAAGACGCACAACAACACGGACCUCAAGGCCCAGGUCGGCACCACGGCGGUCCUGCAUUGCGUGGCCUACCAUGUCGGGGAGAACACGGUGUCGUGGAUCAGACGCAGGGACUACCACCUGCUGACCGUCGGCUCCCUCACCUACAGCAGCGACCAGAGAUUCCAAAUAAGAUACGUGAAGCAGGAAAAUGACUGGCAGCUCCACAUCCAGUACGUGCAGGUUCGUGAUGACGGUGUGUACGAGUGUCAGGUGUCAUCACAUCCACCUGUCAGCCUGCUCACCACCCUGCACGUGACAGAGGCCACGUCAGAAGUGCUGGGAGGCCCUGAGAAAUACGUGCGAGUGGGCAGCUCCCUCCGGCUUGUGUGUGUGCUCAAAAACAACACGCAGCCCCCAGAGUAUGUGUUCUGGUACCACGGCCCACACAUGAUCAACUUCCACGCCACGAGAGAGGUACGAGUGGAACAGAAAGGCGAAGUAAGCACCUUAUAUCUUAAUCAUGUGAGGGCAAGUGACUCUGGGAACUACACCUGUGCUCCAUCCAAGGCCCGCCCCGCCCACAUCCUUAUCCACGUGCUGAAAGGUGGAGAGACGCCGGCCGCCAUCCACUCGGGAGCAGGUGAAUCCAAGGAGGGUGGAGGCUUUUCAUCCACCUCCAGCCUCCUCCUCCUACUCGUCCUCCUCCAGCUCAUCACUCUCCCCCUCACCUCUCCCUGCGUCUUAGUCCCCCUCGCCCUCCCACCACUCACAGCGUUACAGCAGCGCCGCCACGCGAGGCCUCGGGAAGGAGAGCAAGGAUGGGGGAGGGAAAGGAGGAGGGAGAGGGAAUGAAGGCUGCCCACUCCCUCUCUCUCGAGUACCCACAUCUUCCUCUGGUGGAGGAGAAAGCGAGCACCUCAGCAGGAACACCAAGGAUAAAAUUACUUCCUGAGAGACAUAACAAUCAGGUGGUGUCAAGGUGAUGCAAGGGGGACGCAAUAAUUUAUUACACGUUCCCUGCAAGAUUAAUUAAUGCACCUGUUGGGAGAGCGCCACUUGACACCUGAUGGGGAAGGCUCGUUACGUUGAGGUGGGAUAUUAACGAGGGAGGUAUAACAUUUUGCCAAGUGUAAUUCGUAUACAAGGUGGACUAGAGUGUAAUUUGUACAUUCCACUAGGUUGUAAUAUACAUACUGUGUGGUUUGUGUGGUGUGCUGUAUGUGUGUGUGUGUGUGUGUGUGUGUGUGUGUGUGUGUGUGUGUGUGUGUGUGUGUGUGUGUGUGUGUGUGUGUGUGUGUGUGUGUGUGUGUGUGUGUGUGUGUGUGUGUGUGUGUGUGUGUGUGUGUGUGUUGUAAAUAUCAAUGUUGUUUCCUUCCAUUCUCUCCACUCUACCUUCUGUGUUAAGACAGAGAAAUAAAGUAUGAAAGCAUCUUGUCAUUCUAACAGAUUCAUCACCUUUGUAAAAAUGGAUUCACUGACACACUCUAAGAGAGUCAAUAAAUCAUGCCAAAUUU